Molecule: messenger RNA, 4153 nt
Organism: Brienomyrus brachyistius
Lineage: Eukaryota; Metazoa; Chordata; Actinopteri; Osteoglossiformes; Mormyridae
Product: rho-related GTP-binding protein Rho6
Exons: 5
Coding region: 189-887 (232 amino acids)
Biological process (GO): small GTPase-mediated signal transduction
Molecular function (GO): GTPase activity; GTP binding
Source: RefSeq, a predicted model, not a curated record
UGGGCGCUCAUUGGACGGCGAGCCUAUAUAAAUUACUGCAGUGCUGUAAGUCAGAGCAGACAGCUGCAGACUGACGCUGUGGACUACACCCGAGAGCCGGAGGCAACUGGCUGAGGACCUACAUCUCUACUGAACGUCGUUUUGCGGCGUUUUUUGCCUGGCUGUGGUUAAUAAACUCCAUAUUCGCCAUGAAAGAGAGGAGAAUUACACAGCCGCUUGUGGUCAGAUGUAAACUGGUGCUCGUUGGGGAUGUUCAAUGCGGAAAAACGGCAAUGUUGCAAGUGUUGGCCAAGGACUGUUAUCCAGAGACGUACGUGCCGACAGUGUUUGAAAACUACACAGCCUGCCUGGAACUAGAAGAGCAACGAGUGGAGUUGAGUCUCUGGGAUACAUCAGGGUCCCCGUACUACGACAACGUGAGGCCCCUGUGCUACAGCGACUCGGACGCUGUGCUCCUGUGCUUCGACGUCAGCCGGCCCGACACUGUGGACAGUGCGCUGAAGAAGUGGAAGACAGAAAUCCUGGACUUCUGCCCCAGCACUCGCAUCCUCCUCAUCGGCUGCAAGACAGAUCUGCGCACGGACGUGUGCACGCUGAUGGAGCUGUCCAAUCAGAAGCAGACGCCCAUCUCCCACGAGCAGGGCUCAGCCUUGGCUAAGCAGCUGGGUGCCGAGGCCUACCUCGAGUGCUCGGCCUUUACUUCCGAGAAGAGCAUCCACAGCGUCUUCCGAACAGCCGCCCUGGCCUGCAUCAAUAAGCUGCAGCCGGCUGCCAAGGCCAGCCCGUCCCGCCGCCUCUCCAAAAGACUGCUUCACCUCCCCAGCAGAUCCGAGCUGCUCACCUCCACCUUCAAGAAGGAGAAGGCCAAGAGCUGCUCGGUGAUGUGAGCGGGGGCCCUGGCCAUCUUCCCAGCUCCCUGUGACCGCCGCCGCUCUUCAGGUUGGAGGGGGGCGGGGUUAGCAGGGGAGGGGGGGGUUAUAGGGGGUGGCCCCACAAGAUCAGCGACAAAGGGCUCCUUCUUGAACCCCUUCCCCCCCCCCCGCGCUCUGCAAUCCCUCAGACAACCGGAAAUCCGCUGUCCACAAGCCGUUGAUCUGUACACUGCAUUACGAUUUUGCUUGCCCCUGUUCCUGCUCUCGUAUGAGGUGUAAUCAUCGGCAUUUAACCCCCCCCCCCAGAUUUGCUUUGUACAAACUCAAAAAAAGAAAAAAAUAACUGAUGAGGGUGUUUCCAGACUUCCUUGAGCCGCACGAUGAAUUAGCGAAACCCGGAGUGGGAACGCAUACAUGUGUGUGAAUAUCAACGUUGUGACGUUCACGCCUUUAAGGCGGUCUAGUGAAUACGUGUGGAGCGUAUGACAUCCUCCCAUUUUACUGUAAAAAGCUUAUUGCCCACCUUAAGAGAAUUAUGCACUUUAUGGUCUGAAUUACUGAGCUGCACAUAUCUGAAACUCAAAAGGGCGAGUUGGUUUACAGUAGGGCUCUGAGUCCUCUUCUCCGCUGUAGCAGAUGGAUGUUGGAAGAAGGAGAGAUCUGACAGUAACCCAACUCCUAAAAAAUGAAAAUCACGGGUUUGUUGCACGUGCAUGCGUGUCUGUGCGUCCUGCGUGGUCAUAACACAAAAAUAACGGUGAACGGUGAUUUGAGCUGCAGAUCAGAAAUCGUAGCAAGAUGUUACGUAAUCUAAGCAUGGGCCACAUAGGAGUCUCACCUGCCAGUGAGACCCAGAGACCCAAACCCGGGAGUGGAUCGGAAUGGCUCCACAGCGCCCCCUAGGUUACACACAGUGGCAUGACAGGAGGUGUCACAUUUGAAGGCUUUCCAUAGCAGAAAGGGAAUGGCAGCUUUUGCAUCUAAAUGACAGCCAGGGGCUCCCGCCUUACCAUUUCGGGCAGCUACAUUUCUGGGAUGGACGGUGGGAAAUUCUGAGAAUGUGGAAUCGCACCUGACUUUUUGCUCGUAAGAACCUAAGAACAGACGGUGGGUUCCUCGCAGCGGGGGGAACCAAUAUUCCUUCGGUUACAUGGGAGGCAUUAUAAGGAACGCCCUGUCUGUCGCUGGGGGGGGGGGGGGGGGGAAGGAUUGAAAAUCCCUCUAAGUGACAGGCAGAUGAGUUUCUGAUCCAUCCCGUCGGAGGAAACCCAAAUCGCACUGCCAGACGAGGAGGGAGAUUAUUUGCACGGCCAGCUGCAUGCAAUGUGACUCUCCAUGUUAACGAUCUGAUCACCAGGCAGAAAUCGUUUAGACUGAGGGGAAAAUGUGUGAAUCACACAUGCCUGUUUAAUUGAUACUGGAAAACCAAGGAUCAUAUUGUAUGUGUCAUGUUGUUUCUCUCUCUCUCUCUUUUUAAUCUGACAUUGAUUUUUACAGUCUGCUAAGCAGUCUCAUGUCAGUCAUGCUUUCCAGAUAUUUCUGUAAAACCUGCAAUAGCUUUACCAUACCUUUGCUUUUGCUGAUAUAUAUAUAGAAAGCACCUCCAGAUCUGUAUUCUCUUUCUAUCCAUUGGUCGAUUUUACGUAAGUGGUUAUCCUGUAUGGGGUCAUAGUGAGUCUGGCAUCUAUCGCAGAAAGCAGAGGUCACCCUGGAUGGGGUGCCAGUCUGUGAUAGAGCUCACUGAAUUCUCAUUUACAUGGCUAAAUGCCUUUCCUGAUCUUGCACUUCCUACAAAUGCAGAAUCUCCUUCAGAUAUGCAACUGAGGGCCGUUUAUUUGGAGGAUUAACCCACGUUAAUCUUUUAACUUUCAAUCCUGACCUUUGCGGUUAUGUAACAUAAGGAGAAUUAAUCCAUAACUUGACUUCCAAGCACCGAUUUUAAGCCCCUUGCAAUCCACUGUAUGCUUGGAGACAUGAACGAUGCAGCUUUGGCAGUGAAAAUGUCACCUAGCAUCUUAUUUGCCCUGUCAGGUAUUGCUGUUGCUUCACGCAGGCGGGAUAACAGCGGUUAUCUCAGCUCCGGACCAACCGUGAAACUGAACAGCGGUUCCAGACCUUGUAAAUACUCAACCAUGACCAACGCAGCCGCGUACCUUACACCCUGACCAAAGUUGGCAUGACAUAAUCUCAAGAGGUGAAAUCACUAGGGCUUAUGGGAUGGGUGAGCGGUCGAGUGCACAAAACAACCAGUGCAGGGACGGAAUAUGUCAUCCUACAUAGUAUCACAAGAUGGGAGUGCAAUGGUCAUGCCAUUAUAUGCAUUAAAGUCCAGUAAACUCUGUACUCCCAGACACUGUUGAGGAGGACGCAUUUUGUGAUGAGAAGAUAAUGGGAGGCAAUGCUGGAAGAGCUUUGAGAUCUGGACAGAAAUGAGCAGGCUGGUCCUGUUUUUUUCCCCCACCCUCGUAUUAAUCUUUACUGCUAAGUCAUUAAUUGUGUGUUAUUUUUUCCCUUUUAUAAAUCCACAAACCAUGCCUUUCUCAGUUUUAGUUAGCUCUUUUCACUGAAGCCGCAACACAUUCUGGAGCUGGUGGACGGCACCUGCUAUCUGCGACUUCAAGAAGUGAUUUGCACAUACACUGCUCUUUGGACGUACGCUGAAAAUUUUUGCGUUGCCUAGCAACAGUCAGAGCAGGGGCAACCUAAGAAAGGCUCUCGGAUUCAGGGGAGCAUUUCGUGGAGGGAGCCGAGGAGAAGAGAGGGAGUGAAUUCCAAAGGGACUCAUUGUAGCAAAAAACAAUACCACUGCUUAAACUGAUGACUGUCGUUUCAAGAAAUUGAUCAGUGAGUCGUCCCAGAAGUCUAUUUCCAUGACUUUUUGGUGUUAAUCAAACACGGUGGUCCGGACCAUUGCAUGUGACAAAUACCCAAUUCAGAUAAGCUCAAUUUCAUUGAAUAUGCAGUCAUUGUCUUGUAGUGGAAGCCUUUUCGUCUUUGUCUCAGUACCUUGUCAUUGUUAGAUGAACAGUCUGGUUGUACAUAUCCUGUUUUAUAAUCUUUGUAAAACUCCUGGAAGAAUAUUGGACAAUAAAAAAAGACAAUGGUUGUGUGAUGUAAAAUAUUCUUAUUUAUGAAUUAAAUGUCUGAGGUUAAAUGUUGCUAUUUUGUUUUUAUUUCACAUGCUUGUUUGUAAUUUAUUUGUAAUCUAUUUUUAAAUGGACAUGAAUUCUCCUUCGGUUUUUGUCGUUUUAUUUUAAUAAAGCCUACCUUGUUCAGCAACA